GAGUUGCGACCGGCGCAUGCGCACUAGAGUAUUUAGUAAAAAUUGUGAAGGUUAACAGAAUUUUACAGACACAUGGGGAGCAGAAGUGAAUUUCUCUAAACUGGAAGCAUCUGAGAGAUUUCCCUGUUCUGGAGGUUCAACCAGUGGCCUCAGAAGUGCUUCAUCUUUCUCCUCACCGACCUGCGGGACCAGGCAUGGCUGGGUUGUCUAGCUAUGCCAUGCGCAUGGCCCGGCUCAGCUCCAGGAUCUUUGGAGAAGUUGUACGUCCGACAGAUUCCAAAUCCAUGAAGGUGGUCCAGCUGUUCCAACAGCUCCCCAUGGCCAGGAGGAAGGAAGUGUUCGACUGGUACCCUCAGCAUAAGAUUUACUACGCCAUGACCCAGAAGCUCCGUUUCAUGGGCCUGUUCAGAGACGAACACGAGGACUUCAAGGAGGAGAUGCGUCGUCUGAAGAAACUGAGAGGAAAGGGGACACCAAAAAAGGGAGAAGGGAAAAGAGCGGGCAAGAAGAAGUGAAGUUUUUUUUCUCCUCCACGCUCCUCUGGACUGGUGCAUCUGUUGCAGGGGCUGGUCCACAUGGUGUCUCUGUAGGCCUGGCGAAGCCUUCAGGUUUCAGAUGCCUUCUAGCAGCUAGAAUAAACAAUUUACAUUAGCUCUACGGAAUCAUCAUGUUCUACUAAACACUGUGCUGUAUUCAUGUCCAGAUGUUAAUGAACCUGUAUCAGCUGGAGUUGGCACCACUGCAGAUGGGAUGGUUGAAAAUGAUGUACUUGGACAAGCAUUUCAUAAUAAAGUCUGAGUGCUGCGUUGGAAA
Molecule: messenger RNA, 813 nt
Organism: Nothobranchius furzeri (turquoise killifish)
Lineage: Eukaryota; Metazoa; Chordata; Actinopteri; Cyprinodontiformes; Nothobranchiidae
Gene: mrps33
Product: mitochondrial ribosomal protein S33
Cellular component (GO): mitochondrion
Source: RefSeq, a predicted model, not a curated record